This is a messenger RNA of Annulohypoxylon truncatum, 1704 nucleotides long. RefSeq lists its product as uncharacterized. Gene Ontology annotation, biological process: positive regulation of DNA-templated transcription. Gene Ontology annotation, cellular component: nucleus. Gene Ontology annotation, molecular function: chromatin DNA binding; transcription coactivator activity. The transcript is spliced from 2 exons. Bases 333 to 1106 code for a protein of 257 amino acids. NCBI's taxonomy places the organism in Eukaryota, Fungi, Ascomycota, Sordariomycetes, Xylariales, Hypoxylaceae. The record is from RefSeq and is a predicted model, not a curated record.
GACGAAUCCCAGGAGCUCGGUUGGCCUUGCUAGGACUUGUGCACAAGACCCGAGAGCUGACCACCAAAUUUGUCCGAAAUGUCAAUAAAGUAUGUAUGAGUUUCUCUUGUCUGCCUGUAUCCUAUUCCCAUCGGCUUGAGCCUCGAACGAGCCCUAGGCCAUCGUCCUCAUCAUCCCUCCCCUUACCUAACCUCCCCCUUUCUUUCCCCUUUCUCUCCCAUCCGCGACUCCUAGGAUGUAAUAUCCGUCCUUAUCCUCCCUGAGAGCCUCGCUCUUUAUUCUACGCUUUGCAUGCGUAAUUAAUCUUGCGCCGUUCGUCUCCCAUCGUCAUAAUGGACUACGGCCUUCACGACCAACAUGCGUCGUAUAUCCUUAGCCAGAGCAACCGGGGUGAGGAGGACACUAACUUGGAUGCUAGCUGGGUCAUGCUGUCCCGGGCCGGGGAGAUAGAGCCUCUGCCGCAUGAGACUAUCCUACACAGGACAAGAGGCAGGAUAGCUCUCAGCAUAACCGCACCGAACCAACCAGCCGGCGUCCCUCCUCUCAGCAUCAAGAGCGAGAGUGGCACGGCAUACAUAACGAACCAAAGGUUGAUCUAUCUACCUUCCAAGCCUACGGAUCAAUUCAAGUCUUUUUCAUCUAAGAUAUUAGCCUGUCAGGACAGCCGCAUGUGUUCAUCAUGGAUAGGCCCGUGGUAUUGGGAGGCUCUUGUGAGACCAGUACCUGACGGCAAUAUCCCGCCUGAGUUUCCGAGGGUGAAUCUGAGAUUGACAUUCAAGGAUGGCGGUUCUAGCGAAUUCGAAUCGAAAUUCGUGGAGCUUAAAGCGCGCCUUCACCACGCGGCGCAGAUUGCGGAGGAAUCGGGCCAAAGCAAUUGGGCACAGACAGUUCAUGACGAACAAUUACCAGAAUAUAGUGGCCCUCAAGGUGGCGAUGGCGCCAGCCAAGUAAACGAGGUGGCUCGACGGGCAGACGAAGCAGUUCGAGAACAGCAGGCCCACCAGCAAACUCCAGAUGAGCCCCCACCAAACUAUGACGAGGCUCAGGCUCAGGCGGUCAGCAUGCGCUUCGACGAACGAAUGCGGGAAGAAGCAGAAAGGGAAUGAUGAAGUCGGCCUAUAAGCCACUAUAGAAUCUCGAAGCCGUCGUCUGAUGUCGGCGACGAAUUCGGUUACUUAAGGUCCUUGGUUAAUGGGUCUUUUUGGAAUCGACACAAUAAGAAUUUGAUACCCCUGCCACUGAAAAACGACAUUCGGUGUGCUAGCGUAGCUACUAUCUACGUGUUUGUAUCCUGGUCAUAUUCUAAGCGCUAUUAGGUCGGCAGAUUCGUAGCUUAAAGGGUGACGAAGCCGAUUUGCGAGGAAAGUGAAGAUAAGGAAAAGAAUAAUAGGUAUCUAUCUAUACUACAAGAAUAACAAGCGGAAUACAAUGCGAACAGCUAGUUGUGUCGUAUGAAGAACGAGGGUCUAGCUAUUUCUAGUACCUAGGUCUAUUAGGUGAAGCGGCGAGCUACAGCUUGCGUCUCCUGCUAAUAGGUUUUCGGAGUUGUAGGUUUUAGCACAGUGGCGAUCAGGAAUUAAAAUACCUAAGUCAAAGAUUAGUGAUCUUAUGAGAGUACACAUACCGUACCUAGACAUCGAAAUGAUGCCAUUUACGUAAAUACUGUUGACGAAUGGUGGAUAUAAAGCGCAUAUUUCUCUAUCC